Wasmannia auropunctata (little fire ant) is the source of this 3313-nucleotide messenger RNA. Its product is annotated as ankyrin repeat and zinc finger domain-containing protein 1-like. Gene Ontology annotation, molecular function: protein binding. Lineage: Eukaryota; Metazoa; Arthropoda; Insecta; Hymenoptera; Formicidae. The transcript has 12 exons. The record is from RefSeq and is a predicted model, not a curated record. Bases 807 to 3062 code for a protein of 751 amino acids.
AUCUGCAAGAUCCACAAUCAGGACGACUUCGGCCGGAUCACCAGGGGGAUCAAGGUUGCGCGGUGCAUGCAAUCGCCGUCCUCCUACGGGUGACGAACGUUUGCGCGGAUUAGGAGCAGAAGGUGUAGCUAGAACGGAUGAAUCACAUAUGUGACAUUUGACAAGGCACGAAGGACACCGAGAGCGAGCUUGUAUCCCGGAGCAGCGUAAUUGUUUCGGGAGAAACGAUUACGCUUGUCGGAACGCGAGAUUUCGAUGCUUUUAGCGGACCCGGUCGAUUCAAAGGCUUUUGGGGGGGCAGAGUGGAGGAAUUGAUGUGCACGUCGGAGCGUAGCCUAAAAUGUUUACGUCCCCCGACUGUGUUUACAUUUUAUUAAAAAUUCGAAUUCGGAGGAUGUUAUUUAACAUAUGUUACCGUGAUAAGAUUAUGCGACAUAAUCGGGAUUAUUUUCCUCCACAUUAUCGUUCUGUAUCCCAGAAUUUACAAUUAUAUUUAAAAUGUAUAAUAUGCGAUGCUAAUGUCGAUGUGUUGGAGGUUAGAAUAUUAUAAGGAUUACCAAUGAGUAUACUUUGCUUUUACUUUGCUUUUCUGUAAUGUAAUCAGUUGGAUCUGAUAUUAAUCACGAAAUUAAUGGUCUUUUUGGACUGUAGAGAGAGAUAAAGUUUAAUUAUAAGGACAAUUGAGGGAAGUUGAAUAUUUUUUUAAUGAGAUUAUUCUUAAAAAUCCACAGGAUUGUCUUUAAUUUCUCAAUACGCGUGAGAAAAUCACAGGAGAUAUCUGUGUGUCAACAAUUUGUCAACGUUCUAUGUUUCUCUGCUUUAUAGUGCCUGACAGCGAGCAGAUAUUGAGCGAGCUGGUGGUGUCCGACUCCUUAUGUUGUUCCUACUGCAACGCCGAGUUCGAGGACAAGGUGCAGCAGCGGCUCCACUACAAGCUGGAUUGGCAUCGUUACAAUCUCAAGCAACAUCUGAACGGCCUGAAGUCAAUUAGCGAGGACAGUUUCAAUAGGUUGGCCGGCGAAGGCGACAUGUCUAGCCUGUCCGGUAGCGAGGCAGAGUCCGAGAACGAGGACGAUGCUGGUACUUCGGAGACUGGGGCCUCGUCUAACGAGCAAGCCAAGCCGAGCGAGCCGUCAAGUAAGACUGGACUUGGCAGGUCCAGAAAGACGUCAGAAAGACGCGCCAGGGCAAUCGAGUCGGAUAUCUCGGACACGGAGUACAACGAGGAAGUGUCCAAGGAACGGAAGCUGCAGAUCGUCGCGAGCCGUCACACCAAGGUGUUUUUCGAGAACGAGGACGGCGAUAUAUUCAGCAUCUACCGGUGUCUGCUGCAUCAUAAGAAGGAUAUUCCCGAAAAAGACACCGACAUGAUCACUCAGGCGCUGGGCAGCGGCAGAAAGACCAAGUGGACGGUCAUCAUGGUCGGUGGUGGACACUUCGCCGCGGCCGUAUUUCAGGAUGGUGAGCCUCUCGUGCACAAGACUUUCCACUCCUACACCGUGCGGGCAAAGCAGGGCUUCGCUCAGAAUUCUCGCACGAACGGUAAUCACGCGAAAAGCGCUGGUGCCAGUUUGCGAAGGUAUAACGAGGCGUCGCUUAUUCAGCACGUACAAGAGAUACUGGAGUCAUGGUCGAUGCACAUCAAUAAUUCAUCGGCCAUUUUGUACCGAGCGGUCGGUCCGCACAAUCGCACGGUGCUCUUCGGUGGCAAGAAUCCACCCUUAGACAAGAACGAUUUUAGAAUAAGACCACUGCCAUUCCCUACUCGCAGAGCGACAUUUCGAGAAGUCAAGAGGGUAUAUGAUAUUCUGAGCACUAUGGAGAUUUAUGGCUCCGCGGCGGAUUUCACGGACUGUUUCCCCAACUCUCCGCGACAGCCCGUGCGUAAGAAGGUUUCGAAACCGGAGAUCAUGAGCGAGAUACCUGAGGGAGAAGUUGCUACCGAGUGUAAUCCUAACGCCAGUAGUAACGGUAAUCCACAGGAGAACGAUAAAAUUAAGGCACUUACGCAAACUACCCCGGAGAAGCAACACCGGAAUUCUCGUCCGCAUAUAGAUAGAGCGAAACCGAGGAAAAGUCCGAAUCGGCCACUGCCAGAUAUUAUUGUUAGAUUAGCUCAAUCGUCCUCCGAGUCCGAAAUGGAUGCGAACUUUCCACUGGGCAUCCCUUUAAUUGAGAAAGAUUUUGAGGUUUCAUUUAGGGAGAAUUUACAAGCGUUUCAAGAUACUGUGCCGAGAUACAUGAAGAACAAGAAAGCUCAUCGACAGAAGAAGAAAGUGAAGAAGGACACUCAGAUGAACAAUGAAGUGCUGUCAGAUGCCAAGACUAAAUUAUGGACUGCCUGUAAGCGAGGCGAUAACGAUCUGUUAUCGUCAAUCAUUGAUAAUUUGCUAGCCAAAAUUAAAGAGUGCGAGGAGGAGCAGAACAAGAAAGAUAUCACGGACAGUUGCACUACGUCCAAUAGCACUCUCGUGAACACGGAUGACGUGGCGAAAUUGGUUAACGAUACCAACGAGGAUGGCAACACAAUGUUGCAUUUGGCGGCGCUCGGUGGACACUACGAGCAAGUAUGGUUGCUAUUGGAAAUCGGAUCUGAUCCUUGCAAUAAAAAUAAAAAGCUGCAGACGCCUUAUGCCGCUGCGAACGAUAAGAAAACUAGAAAUGCGUUUAGAAGAUUUAUGGAGGCUAACCCGGACAAGUUCAACUAUCAAAAGUCUCAAAUACCUGGGCCGCUCUCUGACGAGAUAGAACAAGCAGAGACGGAAAAGAAAAGACAGCAGCGGAAGUUGAAACGCUUCAAGGAGAAGGUUAAGAGGAAGGAAUUCGAGUUGAAGAAGCAGGAGGAAAAUGAGAAGCAGAAAUUCCUUAAUCUCAGCGAUAAAGAAAAGAGAGCUUUAGUCACGCAGAAUCGGAUGUUGAGCGAAGGAUACACCGUGGUGUCACGAUGCUUCCAAUGCGCCAUCGACAUGACUGACAAGGUGCCUUUCGAGUACAACGCCAAUCGUUUCUGCUCAAUGCCGUGUCUCAAAGAGCACCGUCUUCACAAUAAAUAUGUUAUCUGAUGGUGCAUCAUGUCUAGCUAGGAAAACUUUUACACGCAAUUACUUAUUCGCGAUUCCGAUCGCGCUUACGAGAGGCUGCAUUUAAAGACGUGUUACUGUACAUGGAUAACCAUUCGUACCAAGUUAUACGGCUUCUUGCGGAAUUUGUCAUGUAAUAAUCUGAAUGUAGAAUGGAAUUUUCUAUUGGUUCGACGUGGUUUUUCUUUGGAAUAUUCUUUUAUAAUAAAGCAAUGGUAAUUUUCAGAAAGUUA